Molecule: messenger RNA, 2835 nt
Organism: Lachnellula hyalina
Lineage: Eukaryota; Fungi; Ascomycota; Leotiomycetes; Helotiales; Lachnaceae
Gene: BDF1
Product: Bromodomain-containing factor 1 protein
Exons: 4
Coding region: 1-2835 (944 amino acids)
Biological process (GO): chromatin remodeling; regulation of DNA-templated transcription
Cellular component (GO): nucleus; chromatin
Source: RefSeq, a predicted model, not a curated record
AUGACCACUGCGCAACCAGAAGGAGUCGCGAUUGAGCAGAAGAUACAGCCCGUUCCAUCAUCUGAUAAGAUGGCUUUGGAUUUAGAUAUCAACGGAAACUCAAAUCGAGAUGAGACCCACAACCACGUUGAUGCUACCCCUCCUGAAGACGUUCUCCCCAAAACCGCCGAUCUCGCCUCGACUUCAGACAAUGUUGAAGCCAGCGCGACUAGUACAACUGUGAAUGGAUUUGCAAAUACCGAGGCCUUCACCGACAACCAAUCUGUUGAAGCGCCCUCUAUCGACAAGCAGUCACCGGCCGCCGCUGAGUCGCAACCCACCGAAGAAAUGUCUUCUUUGGCUUUGAACUCUCAACUCCCCAGCACGAAUACAACCGCCACCGAAGAGCUGCAGCCCUCAACGUCACCCCAUGCGCAGGAACCCAAUACAUCUGAAUUACUUGCCUCGGCAGACUCGGCCAUCGAGUUAGCUGUGGAGGACGUUGCCGCACCCUCAACAGUCCUUCCUGUCGUCGAGGCGCAAGAGUCUGACAUCCGCCAUAUAUCAUCACCACCCAUGCAAGCCUCAGAACCGCCGCUACUGGAGCAGACAUCGGGUCUGGACUUCGACUUUGACGCCCCAGCGGAUCUACCGCAGGGAAUGGACAGUGUUGAUCAGUCGCUUGGCGCAGAUGUCUCUGACCUCGGUACUUCAGGAAACAUCCCCGACCUUCCCGACUUUUCUGCCGACGACCAGUUACUGCAGGAUGCACCAGGAGAUUUUGCUUCUGACGAUAUACUUCCACUCCGCACAGGCAACGAUGCAACUUUUCAACAAGAAGAUAUUAGUAUGAGUGGAGAUGGCACAGACAACAUUAAGGCUGAGACUGUUGCACCAGCUCCAGUUGCAGAUGUAUCCAUGGCGCCGCCGAAGGUUGCCCGAGAACGCGAGGAUGACGACGAGAAUGCGCCAUCGGCCAAGCGCGCAAAGACCGACGAGACAACUGCUUUGGACCAAGAAAUGGCUGACGUACCAGCGGCUCCGAAUGGCGAAUCUGCUGCCGUCCAGGUAGAUUUAAAGCCAAUCUCCGACUACGAAAUGAGAGAAAUCGUCAAGAUCCUGAAAAACUCGGCCAAGAGUAAGGAUGGGAGAAAUUUCGUCAAGCCGGUCGCAGAAAUGUGGCCAUUGCUGGCUGAGUCUUAUACUGCCAAGAUCCAGAAUCCAGUUGAUCUGGCUACAAUGGAACAGAGGUUGAAAUCUUUUGCUUAUCCUAACGUGGAUGCAGUCAAAAACGAUGCCAGACUUAUCGCGAGCAAUGCAGCAGAAUUCAAUGGUCACGCGCAUAUUGUUGCAGUCUCUGCUCGUGUCGUUGAAAGUUAUAUCAUAUCCAGGAUUGACAACAUCAAGCCUGAGCCCACCCCAGCUCCUAAGAGGGAGAAGGUCAAGAAAGAACCCGCGGUUGCAGCUGCUCCACGAACUGCCCACAGAAGACUUUCCAAGGGUGCUGGUACAAGCGCCGUCAAGGCAUCUGCUCCAGCACAGACUUUCGCGCUAGAUCCAACGACUAGUACCCCGACGAUCCGUCGCGAAUUCUCAGGAGAGAGCAGUCGCCCGAAGCGAGAGAUUCAUCCCCCCAAAAACAAGGAUCUUCCAUACAAUACUGCCACAAGGCCCAAGAACAAGAAGUUUGCCACAGAACUCAAAUUCUGCCAAGAGGUGUUGAAAGAGUUGCAAGAUCCCAAGCAUUAUUCAUUCGCAAGUGCUUUCUACGUCCCGGUCGAUCCUGUCGCUCUGGGCAUCCCAAAUUACUUCGCGGUCAUCAGAAGCCCUAUGGAUCUUUCAACUGUCGAAAAAAAGCUCAAGGAAGGAAAUUAUGGAAAUGCAAAGGAUUUCGAAAAGGACAUCAGACAGAUCGUUACCAACUGCUACAAAUUCAACCCUCCUGGAAAUGCUGUCCGAGUACUUGGACAACAAUUUGAAGAAUUCUUUAAUCGGCAAUGGGACAAGAAGCAGCAAUAUUUAGCUGACCAUUCACCUGCACCCGCAAGCCAUGCUGGCUCGCCUGAUUCAGAGGAGGAAGAGAGUGAAGACGAUGAAGAUGAGGCAGAGAGCGCCCCUGCUAGUAGUACCAUGAGCGCAGCUGCCCAACGUCUUAUCGAGGAGCAGGGUAAAUUGAUUGAGAUGAUGAGAGACAAGAAGACAAGUAAAGACAUGAUUGAUCUGCAACACCAGUUGAUCGAUCUACUUUCGAAGCAAGUAAAAGAAAACCCAUCUCAACCUCGGCCGGCAGCCAAAAAAGCCAAGAAGCCUUCGAGGCCCUCCAAGUCAAAGAAGCCGAUUCCGUUGAAGAAGGCCCCUGCGCCAAAGAAAGCAGGUGGAAACCGGCAGCACGCCAAAUAUAUGGGCACAUUGGAGAAGGAAGUUAUCUCCGCUGGUAUUGGCUCCCUCCCUGAAGAAUUGUCAAGUCAAGUUUUGGAGAUGAUCAAGGCGGAGCAGCCAGGUGUUGAUGUCGGCGACGAUGGAACGCUUGAGCUUGACAUUGACGUUGUCAGCGUUCCUACCCUCUGGAAAAUACACGGCCUAAUCAUGAUACAUUGCCCGGAAGUUGACGCAGACAUGCGAAAGCAGUUCGAGGCGCGUGAUACGCCCCGUGAAUUGGCAAAACCUCCAACCAAGAAAAAGAAUAAGCCAAUGAGCAAGAGUGAGCAGGAGCAAAAGAUUGAACUUUUGAAGAGCCGUGAGAGAGAGUUUGCAAACCGACAAGGUUCUGGUUCCCAAGAACCUGUGAUGCCCACGGUGGAAGCCCAAGAUCCCGAAUCCAGUGGUGAUGAGGAUUCUGAUUCAGAGGAGGAAUGA